Messenger RNA from Nothobranchius furzeri (turquoise killifish), 2285 nucleotides. RefSeq names its product alanine aminotransferase 2. Lineage: Eukaryota; Metazoa; Chordata; Actinopteri; Cyprinodontiformes; Nothobranchiidae. Gene Ontology annotation, molecular function: pyridoxal phosphate binding; L-alanine:2-oxoglutarate transaminase activity. The record is from RefSeq and is a predicted model, not a curated record. Gene Ontology annotation, biological process: biosynthetic process.
UUCAGGCUGACUUUUUAACUCAUGUUUAUCCUCUUUCUCAGCAGCAAUGUUUUUAUAAUUUCUGUAUUUUUUCAGGCUCCUGUUUGUUUUUGCAUUUUUGUCCUUUUGACCAUUUUAUUUUAUCUUUUCAAAAUUGUAUGUGCUUGUGAGGCACCUUGUGAUUUUUAUUUUAAAGGGUGCUAUAAAACAUUUCUACUCCUUUGUCUUCUUCUGUCACUCAAAUGCAGACAAAUACAUCAAAGUUAUCCAUUUUAAUUUGAAAGUAGCAACACUUGGGGCAGAUUUCAGGUAAUAAGGAAGCUGAUGCCAUCUGUGGGCAGCAUAAUAGCUAAAAGCAACUUAAAACAUAGAAAUUAAGUACUAUAACAGUUGAUCUCACUCCAUAUUUUUGUAUUUACAUUCUAGUUUUUCCUGAGCUCUUUAUGACCUAAACUGGAUUUAAUCCAGUCAGACCAGUUUGUGUAUCCCAGGCAACACUGCGUCUUAUUUCUCUCAUCGUGUGAGAUCAGGGCUAAAAGUUAACGUACUUCUGAUGAUAUUGGCUUAGCCUAGUAAAGGAAUAACUGAAACAACACAGCAGACCAUCCUUUCAGCUGAAUGCAGAGCCUGUUAAUGUGGCAUGUAUUAACACAUUUCUGUUAUAUCUUCAACCAUAAACCUUGCUUUAGUUACAAAAAGCUGCAGAGAAGAAGAGAAAGUUCUGCUCACACCAUGUCAAACUAUGAUCAGACAGGAAAUGAGUCGGAAAUGUAUGUCAUGCAUGAGAUUUGCUCCAGCGUGAAGAACAUGAAGCAGUUGGACUUUUCAGUCCUGGUCAGGCGGGCAAACCAGAUUAAAGAAGAGCUCAAACAGGGAGUAAAAAAACCCUAUCGGGAGUUGAUAGAUGUCUCCUGGGGUGACCCACACAGGACAGGUGUGAAGCCUCUGUCAUUUGUCAGACAGGUUCUUGCAGGAUGUCUUUACCCCCAGCUUUUGGAGAGCAAUAGACUAAAGGUGGACGUCAGACAGAGAGCUCAGAGACUGCUGGAGACGUGUGCAGGAGGGAGUGUAGGCUCCUAUAGUGACACGGCUGGUUUAACACAAACACUUAAGAAAGUCUCUGAGUUCAUCACGAGACGAGACGGUGGCGUUCCAUCUCACCCUGACAGCAUUUACAUCAGCCCCGGCUCACAGUGGUCUCUCACGAACAUUCUGAACAUCUUGGUGAAUCCUGAGGCUUCACCCAAAACUGGAGUGCUGGUUCCAGCCCCGAGCCACUGUGUGACGACUCAGUCCAUACUGGGUCUGGGAGCAGAGGUACUUCCAUACUAUCUCACGGAGGAGCAGGGCUGGGCGCUGCAGGUGGAGGAGCUACAGCGGGCGUUUGACUCUGCAAAGGGAGUCUGCAAACCUUUUGCUCUAUACAUCAUCAACCCAGGAAACCCUGCAGGUGGUGUUCAAAGCAGAAAAUCUAUGCAAGAAGUGAUUAAGUUUGUUUCAGAGAAGAAGCUCUUUCUUCUAGCUGAUGAGGUGUACCAGGAGUGUGUUUAUGGGGAAAACGUUGAGUUUUUAUCCUACAAAAGAGUUCUGGCUGAAAUGGGGCCUCCACUGUCAGAAACAGUUGAACUGGCAUCAUUCCACUCAGCAUCCAAAGGCCUCAUAGGAGAGUGUGGUUUGCGUACUGGUUAUGUCGAGCUGGUAAACCUCGACCCCUCUGUUCUGAAACUCCUGGACAACUUAUUCUCCACCAAUUCCUGCGCACCUGUGUUGGGUCAGCUCACUCUGGAUUUGAUGAUAAACCCUCCCCAGCCAGGAGACCCCUCAUACCCUCUUUUUUAUGAGGAAACGCAACGUAUCAGGACCACGCUGAUUCAAAAUGUCAGGCAAGUGUUUGAGGUUGUGAACAGCUUGCCAGGUUUCAGCUGCCAACCAGUGGAAGGAGGAGUGUUUGCAUUCCCCAGAGUGUAUAUUCCACCUAAAGCCAUCCAAAAAGCAAAGGAAGUGGGAAUGGAGCCAGACACAUUUUACUGCGUCCGACUGCUGGAGGAGACAGGAGUGUUGGCCAGACCUGGGUCUGAGUUUGGCCAAAAAGACGGCACACAUCACAUCAGAUUUUGCAUUAUGACCCCCCAGCACAUCAUGGAAGAACUACUGAGGCGCUUGAGCAUCUUUCACACCAAGUUUAUGAAGGAGUUUUCUUAAAAAAUACAAAUAAAAAUAAUUUUCUGUCAGCACAGUCAAAAGAAUCACAACCUUCUCCUGUUGAUAAAUGUUUAAUCAUAUUUCAAUAAAUCAUUUGAUAUUUA